Messenger RNA from Oncorhynchus gorbuscha (pink salmon), 819 nucleotides. Its product is annotated as progesterone-induced-blocking factor 1-like. Gene Ontology annotation, biological process: cilium assembly. The transcript has 7 exons. The coding region runs from base 154 to 819 and encodes 221 amino acids. The record is from RefSeq and is a predicted model, not a curated record. Lineage: Eukaryota; Metazoa; Chordata; Actinopteri; Salmoniformes; Salmonidae. Gene Ontology annotation, cellular component: centriolar satellite.
AGGUUAAAUAUAUAUAACUGUGUGUGUGUCCAGGUUAAAUAUAUAUAACUGUGUGUCCCCAGGUUCCGUGGUGUCCAGACGGGGACAGACAGCCGGGUGGCAGAGCUCCUGAACCAGGUGAAGCUGAAGAGCUUUGAGACAGAGCGCUCUCAGAUGGUACAAGAGGAGACCGCCAGGAACCUGGGACAGUGUCAGAUGGAGACAGAGAAACACCAGAAGAAGCUGGAGGUCAUGACCAAGGAGUUGUACAGGCUUCAGGCGUCCUCGGAGAAGCAGAUAACGGAACUCCAGGCCCAGAAUGCUGAGCAGCAGGCCAGACUACAGACCUACGAGAAACUGGAGCAGGAGCUGGACGACGUCACCAUGCAGGCUGCUGAAACUGAUAAUGAGGAGGAAGCAGAGAGAGUUCUGUUCUCCUACGGUUACGGUGCCAACGUUCCCACAACCGCCAAGAGACGACUCAGGCAGAGUGUCCAUCUGGCCCGUAGACUGUUGCAGCUGGAGAAACAGAACACACUGCUGAGGAGAGAUCUGGAGAGACGCAACACACACACAGGACAGAUCUCUGAGGAGCUGGAAGCAGCUAACCGUCUCCUACAGCAGGCCCAGCAGCCCUACAGUUACCUGAUCGACACGGUGAGACAGAGAGACACACAGAUACUGUCCCUCAGAGAACGUAUCACACAGCUGGAGGAGGACACCAGAUCUCUGAGGAAAGAGAAGACGUCUCUCCAACAGGUGAAGAACAAUAUGGCCUCCGACCUGGAGCGACUGCUCAACCACCGAGAGACUGCAUGUCUGCAGGAGGGAGAGACUUAA